Molecule: messenger RNA, 11405 nt
Organism: Ctenopharyngodon idella (grass carp)
Lineage: Eukaryota; Metazoa; Chordata; Actinopteri; Cypriniformes; Xenocyprididae
Gene: tfap2d
Product: transcription factor AP-2 delta (activating enhancer binding protein 2 delta)
Exons: 8
Coding region: 9308-10663 (451 amino acids)
Biological process (GO): regulation of cell population proliferation; regulation of transcription by RNA polymerase II; anatomical structure development
Cellular component (GO): nucleus
Molecular function (GO): RNA polymerase II transcription regulatory region sequence-specific DNA binding; DNA-binding transcription factor activity, RNA polymerase II-specific
Source: RefSeq, a predicted model, not a curated record
ACUAUUAAUAUUGAAUGUCAAACUGGUUUCUUAGCAUUUUCUUUACACAAAGAACAUAUGCUGUGCCCUCUUUUGAUUGACAGGAUAUAUCGGCCCUGACUAUCGGCUGUUUUUAAACUAUCGGCUAUCAGCCGUGGAAAUUUGCUUUUAUCAGCCGAUACUGAUUAUUGGCCAAUAUAUAUCGGUGCAUCUCUACUAUAUAUAUUCCGGGUUCAGAACAAGUUAAAUUUAAUCUACAGCAUUUCUGGCAUAAUGUUGAUUACCACAAGCAUUAACUUGUCUCCACAUGUCCCUCCUUUUCUUAAAAAAAAAUAAUGAAAAUAAAAUCUGGGUUAAAAUUACAAUGGAAGUGAAAGGUUUGGCUAUCUGUAAAUGUUAAAAUAAUCACUGUUUCAGUAACAAUAUGAGUGUUAUGAUUAUGUUUUUAGUAUGAAACAAUCACUUGCUAAGCUUUUCUGUUUGAAGUUAUCGAAUUUUACAACUCUCCAUGACGGCGCAAUGACGUAAAAACCCUAAAAUCCCAAAACAAAAAAAAUAUUGUUUAAACAGCUUUGCAGCUCAAAUAAUACACAUUUAAACAGAAAAAAAUUAACGAAAGUGCAUUUAUAAAAUUAUAAGUCACAUUUUAAAUCCUCUCAAAAUUGUCUCCAUACUUCCAUUGUAAGUGCCUCACCGUAAACUCCAUUUUUUUCUUUUUUCAUUUUAAAGAAAAGCAUGGACAGGUCAAAACUGUUGUUAUUUAUAGUAAACAACAUUAUGCCACAAAUGCUGAGAACUUAACUUGCCUUAGCUUAACUUAAGGAGUUCACGUGCAUUUACACAGUAUAGUAUUUGUAUUACAAAUCAGGCUGUGAACAAGCUUGCAAAUUGCAAAUUUGUUAUUGUACAUAUAUAGGCUGCGAUACAGCAGAUUACACAAAAUAUUACAAUACACAAUCAUGUUUAAUUACAGAGUUCAUGUUACAGUGUGGAAUUAUGUAAUUGGAAUUACAUGAACAUCACAAAAAACCCAACAGGUAGCUGCAAAACUAAACCAAGACCAUGUUAGUGCAUUUCAUGUGAUGACAACAGUAAUGAGAACAGAGAAACGGACGGAUGUUGUCAUUUCAAGCCAUUUUCAGCCAUCUGAUAUUGUGUGUCGAAGUGUUUAUCGGAAGCGGUGUUAAUGUCAUAAUGUCUAUACGAGACGGGGUAUAUUACAGGGUAUCUGACAUUGAGUGUGCGCUUGUGUGUGUGUAGGUUACCAUUUGAUUGACAGGUGAGCAGAGUCUCAGUGCUCUGGGCUUCAUAAUCAGCAGCUUUAUUCCGAGCACAAAGGAUUGUGGGAAGAGAGGGAUGAGAGAAGCCGAGAAGUGCAGAAUAGUAAAAUUCCCGGAGGAGAGGAGGGGUUGCCUUCUCUCCUUUGUUUAUUUCUUUGCUUUCCUUUGAACAGGUUCUCAGUGUGUGUGUUUUUGGGAGCGCAGGUAGUGUAUUUGGUGUAUUUUUGAGUAUGUGCACUUCUCUGUGUGUGUAUGUCUGUGUUUUUUUGAAAAGAGUGUUGUUCUCAUUAUGACUGAUAGAUCAAAAGCACGAUUAAUUUCUGAGCACGUCUUCCCUGGUGCUGUUGCUCCAGCUGUUCAGUGCUGCUCAUGCUGAUAAAACAGCCUCUCUGAUUGGACGAACUCUUAGUCAAUCAAACAUGUGGGUGUGUCCAGGUGGCGGGGGCUUGGUGAUAUUUUUGUAUCCGAGAUGUUUUUCCUGCAUUAUUUUAUUGUUUCCUGAUUUUUUUUUUAUAACAUUCAUCUGGAUAUGUAGGGGUGGACAAUAUACUGGUAGAGAUUUUAGACUAUUGUCUCUAUUGCGAUUACACUCGUGUGAUGUUGCUAUGCUGCGCUGUCAUGAAAGCUUAUCAUUUUAAUGCAUUUUUUAGCAUUGCGGUUUAAAAACAAGUGAUUUUAAACCAUUGAAGUGCAAUAAGCAGCAAAAGAGAACUCAUUUCACAAAAUGUGCUGUCUGACUGUUUCUGAUCGCUGUCUGAGAGAAGCGCGCACAUAAAGUCGCUGCUCAUAGAGCGUGUGAGUACUGAACUUAGUUCUUUUUGCCACCUUAUUGGGCUUGAACGGUCAAAUACACACACACUUAUGUGUCAAAAUGCCCAUCUUUGCAAGUAUCCUCGUAAACACAUCAUUUAUAUAUCUAAAGUUAACGUAAACAGUUGAGAAAGAAGAUGCAUGUGUAUCAGUAUAUUGGAUCCCUUCGUUCGCUCUUAAAGUGACAGCAGCCUAAUAAACCUGCUGCUGUCUGUCAUUAAUGUUAAUCAAACAACAAACGAGAGAAAAUCUCUCAUUGCUCUUGACUGAAUCACUUUUCUAACUUUAAUAAGAAUUUAAUUUACACGGUGAAGACUAUGCAGUGUUUUUAUACAUUUGAUUAUUUUAUGCAAUUUAGCCGAUGUAGUAUUUCUUAUUUCUAGUGCUUAAAGUUUUUCAGGUCUAUUUCAUUUUUGUCUUUGUUCUAUUGUAGUUUGUAAUUCGUUUUUUUUUUUUUUUUGUUCUUAUUUUAUCACUGACUGUUUACUUGUCUUCUGUACGCUUGAGUUUUUUGUUUUGUUUUUUUACUUAAUUUUAUAACUUUUUGAUAUUGAAAUUGGUGACAAGAAUUAUAAAAUGUCAAUGGUAUCACAAUUUUUGACAUAACCUUAUUCAAAGCAAGAAUAACUAUCAUUAUCUUGAUAUAAAAUUACUCAUAUUGUGUUAAAAGAUUUUGGUCAUAUCACCCACCCCUAUGGAUAUGUGAAAUAUAUUUUAAUUUAAAGUGCAAUUUUAAUCAGUUGUAGAACGUGUAUAUUUGCUUACACAUUCAGUCUUCCUAAUGAGGUUAAGCACUUUUUAAGUUAAAUAUUACUAUUUCUUUCUUGGAUUAAUCACUUUUGCUUGUUGUUUUGGAUAAAUGAAUUAUUGAAAAAUGAAGUAAAUUUAGCACUGGACCAUUAGUGAGUUGAUGCUACUGCUGCUCAAACUUUCCAACCUCUCCGGGCAGCUGUGUUUUUCCAGUGAAGGUUUUAUUCAAGGCGGCGUUUCUCAGAACUGCUGCUGAGACUCAUUUACUUCAGCUCCAGGAAGUCAAUAGCAUCACUUCUCUUUCCUUUCUGCUUUUUCUUUUCUCUCUUUCGUCAGAUCUACUUAGUAUGUUCAGAAUGUUCCUCGCCCGUCAGUCUGUUUAUUAUUUCCAUUGCAUCUCUCUUUCCGUUUCUGUCUGUCCAUCCAUGUGUUUCUGGAAGGAUUUUACAAUGAGAAAUGAUUCAUUUGAUCUUUGCUUAGUUGCUAUAGCCAAUAAACACCAGCUUCGGGUGAUUGUUCAUAAACAAAAAUGGGAUAAAAACCCAAAUCAUCCAGAGUAAAAGUUCGUUGUUAGAGCCUUUGAGCUCGAGUUUUCCCGCUUAAAAGUUACCAUAUUUUCUAAUAUUUACAAUAUCCCUGUCUGUCUGUCUCUUUCUCUACCAGUUCAAAUGUCAUGUAUGUGAUUUUUCUCUUGUUUUGGCUGCUGAUUAAGCUCAUAUCCAUAAACAAAACGACCUCGUUUAACAGAUUACAAAGGAAUUACACGAUCAAAGAGCAAAAGUCAGGAUGUGUAAGAGAGUGGGAGAGAGAGAGCGAGUGUGUGAGGAGAUUGUUUGUAUGUGAGACACAGAGAGAGAGAGAUACACCUCUUGCCCUGCUCUAUCUGAUAUCGGAAUCCAUUUUGUGCUGAAUGAACGUAACAGCUAAUCCCGCCCUCUGGUACAGGCCUGAGGGUCUCUGACACUCUCUCUCUCACACACACACACACACACACACACACACACACAGCAGACACACUGGAUUUAAAUGCAUUCAAAGAACCAUCAUUUUGUUGCAUUCCAACAUGUUUUUAUAAAUGCACACUGUUUUGUGAAUGAAUGCUGACUUGCACUAAAUAUGAUGUAUCCCUGUGUGUUUAAGAGGACAGGUUGCACUACAAAGUACACUAGUCACUAAGUUUACUAUUUUAUUUAUUUGACGUAGCAUGCUAUUUACUAUUAAAAAGAAAGUUCUUUGAGAUGAGUAUGCCACCCCACUUGAAUAUUAUCCAUUCUAAUUGGAUUUCAGUGAAAAUAAUGUUGCCACUAGUUUAAGGCGAUUCAGAUUUCAGUGGUUUUGAACUGGAUACAUUGUCACAGAUACUUUAUGGAAGCUAAACAGGUAAAACAUACAGUAAAGAAUGUAGUAUACACCUAUAAAAAUAAAUGUUUCAAAAGAAGGUUUUUGCAGUGAUGCCAUUUUUGGUUCCCCAAAGAACAUCUUAAUGAACGGUUCUUUGAAGAAAAAUAUAUUUCUUGUGUUAAGAACAUUUAAAAAAAAUAUAAAGAACCUUUUUCCACUAUAAAGAACCUUGAAUGGAAAGAUUCCAUGGAUGUUAAAGGUUCAAGAUGUUAAAGAGCCUUUAGUUUUAAGAGAGUAGAACAACUUUAACCAUCAAGGGUUCGUCUACUGAUAUGUCAUGAUUAGUGAUGACUUAGAUGUGACCUGCUUUACUGUUGCUGUAAAACUUUUAAUAAAUGUAGGAUGAAUUGUAACUUUAGGAAUUUCAUCAUAAACAACAACUGUUUUAAUGGUAGUUUUUGUUAUCUUGUUGAAUAAGCUUGUUGAAUAACCUCUGCUAAGUAGGAUAAGAGAUCUAAUGACAGAUCAUCUCGAUUAUUAGAUGAAAUUAGAUUAAACUGGGUCUAGAUUAAAAGAAUCAAACUACAUCUUCAAUCUCUGAAAUGGCUAUUCGACAUGAAAGCAGGCUGUUCAUUUAAUAUAAGUGAGUUUUCCUCACUGUGUAGCUCUGCCUCUGGUGAACAUAAUGAAGUAUUGAUCCAUUUUCAUGCUGAAAAUGGACUUUAAUGUAAAAUUUGCUGGUCAACUGCACAAGCUGUCCUCUUCAGGUUGGGGUAAUUUUUGAAUUAUCCCAUUUUAGCACAUAAAGGGCUUUUAAAUUAGAGUUAUUGGAUAUAUGAUAACUGGUUAUGUACAGUCUUGGAAUGGUGUUAGAGCUUUACAUUGCUCUAAAACUGACCGGAGUAUGACUUCCAGAAGUUUGGUGAGUUCACCGGACCGUAAAGCUCCGUUUGUAACGGACCUUUGACUCGGAAAUAAUGAAGAAAUCAGACGGAAACAAACGAUGACAGAAGUUAAAUACUGUGUCAUCGAGCAGAUGCUCAUAUGUAGAAUUUAUUACUUUAAUUUGUCAGAAAUUACAAGCUCGAUGAAAAAUAAAUGUUUCGACACGUCUUUUAACUGAAUAUUUUUUAUAUAGGCCUAGGCUAACUUUUUAUGUAGGCCUACACAGGCUACAUUUUAUUAGCUAGCCUAUAUGAAUUAGCUAUUAUCAUUAUUUUUUGAAGAUUUUAUAUUAGGGUGUAAAACAAUUUCGAGGCCUUCCUUGACUUUUUGUUUGUGUGCGUGCAUGCGUGUGUGUGUGUGUGUGUGUGUGUGUCAGUCAGCGGUCUACCGUUAUUUUGGCAGAUUGCUCUUUUUAAUUAACGCUCAUUUUGCGCGCAUCUGGCACGUGUCUAGAUUUAAAUUAAUUUUUAAGAUUCAGUUUAGUUCACUCAAGGAAAAAUAAUACACUGACGGUCAGUGUUGUUUGUUGAAUUAAUAAAUAGUUGGUCAUUUGUCAAGACACCUCAUUUGGCACAUAUUUUGACAGAUCUGGGAGGCGGGAGAAAAACUACCGUUAUUAGUUUAAAUCCCUCUCGUACGUUUUUGAUAAACAGUUUGGGUGAUUACAGUCUUUCACUGACCAUUUAUUGAUUCUACUUGGGAAUCUUAACGAAAAGGACCGAACAAUGCAGCGGAGGCCUAAUCGUGGGUUGUUUGAGGUAAAUGUAGUGUCUAAUCAUGUAGGCCUAUUGUCAUGACAUAAACAAAGUUUUACGUUAUAUAUUUACAUUGAAACAGCACAGUUAAAUUAACCAAAUAUUUCGUGUUUUUGUCCCAACAGAAAGAAAAUUAAUUUAGUGCACUUCAUUAAAUUCACCACGCGCUGAAACUGACGCUGCGCCCCUCCCCCUUCAAAUCUAUUAGCAUAUAAAACUCUGUGUCUGUGUGUGUGUGUGUGUGUGUGGUAAAUGUAGGUCACAUCGAUGAGGACUGCAUACUUUGUAAUUAGAAUUAUCUCGUAAACACCUUAUUCCGUGUUUUACAGUGUAGAGAGCUGGAGAGCCGUUACUUAACGGACGCCGAGACCAUAUUGAGCUUUACUCUCACAACCUCAACUAGAUGAACUUCAUUUGGCCAGUUGUCAAACAAACGUUGUCAACAUGUAGUGUAUGAACUUGAGUUUAAUUAAAACGUUUUGAUUUUCUCUAUCACUGUUAUAAUUCCAGAUUCACAACACUUAUAAUUUUAUCUUUUGUUAGAUCACUGGUGUCAAACUUAAUAGGCUAUUUAGGAAAAAUACAAGGAACGCUCUGAGAAACUUUUUUGAAAUGGUCGAUUUUUUUCUUUUUUUAAAGAUAUAAAGUCUUUUUUUAUUAGCAAGGCUAAUAAUCAGAUGUGGUUAAAUAUGACGUUUGAACCAUCAUAUCCAGCAAUUUAGCAUUUUAGCAAGCUGAUCUGCUCAUAGAUUAGCCAUCGUAAAAUCGCAAAAUGACUAAAGUUGAAUAAAACACCAUGUUUACACAGAUAAGGAUAUCAGUCUUCAUGUUGUCUGUCAGUGUUUUCGUUUUAUAGGCUAAGCCUUCUUCAUAUUUAUGUUUUGAAAACAUUUCGAUCUUGCAUGUUGAAAUGGUUUUAAAUGAAUUCAGGUUUUUAUGAGUCACUAGUUUGUCUUGGCUUAUGAUUGUUGAUGCUCCAAAUGACAGUUCUUAUGAUCUGGUGGCAGCCAGCUGCCAGUCACCGUUUGGGACGCUUUUAAUCCAAUGUUAAAUCAAUUACAGUCAACUCUGGGCCAAACUACACUGGGAUGGACACCUCCUCUAAAGUUUCAUUUUGCAUCUGUUAUUUUUAUUUCUAAUUUUCCAUGGAUUGGUGGCGGAUUUACGUGUCGAAACGAUCUCGAGGAGCAUCCAGACCGAACAGAUGGACUGAAGCCCUGACCGGUACAGCGUGCAUAUGUGCAUCCGCUGCUGUGCGCGUUAAGCCCUAUUAAGACCGUCUACCGUGCAACUGGUGCUUCUCUCAAUCCCGCGAGCUCUCGCAGACUACACAAGCGAAAGCUUCUAAUCCCUCACGUGAGAGGACUAGUUCUCUCGCGCUCACAUCGUGUAAUUUACAGUCUGCCUGGAGGCCCUAGAUAUAUAUCUGAAACCAGACCGUGUUAUUUCAUAAGAGCCUCCUGCUGGGCGAUUCAUUUCCGCCGUCACCUCGAGACCUUUAAAGUGCAUUUACAGCACAACAACCAGCUCAUUUUACUACACUAUUCUGUUUUUAUUAAGCAACACACCGUUUGUUAGCUACAUUUGUGUUAGUCGUAUUAAAAAUCGCUAUGAUUUUAUUAGCCUAGCUGAUUAGCCUACAUUGUGCCAUGUUAAUUCAAUUCAUCCUGGUGUUUGGUCUUUUAGGAUCAUAUAUUUGCUUUCCUUUCUGUUUGCCAGAGAGAGAGAGCCAAUGAUAUAGGCCUGUUAGCUCAAUAAUGUGCUAACAUCAGUCCUUUUAGUUAGCCCAUUAAACGAAAAUAAAAAGAGGCUUCCCUUCUCGCACGUUGUUUUCCGAGUAAAACAUUUAUGAAGUGAAAUACGUCAGUAUAUGUGUAUGUUUGUGAGAGGAUCCUCCCUUCGCGCGAGACACCGGGCGCUUGAGGCGUCUCCGUCCGCCCUUCUCAUGCACGAGGGCGCGAGCCCGCGGUAAUGGCGGUAAUUUGGGUUAAAUAAGGGUAGCAUCAGCUUUUUAAACACUUAAAAACUGUCAAACCUCUAGCAGACACAAAAACCUUAAGACUCGAGUAUUUUGCUGCUGGGGAGGGAGGAGACAUUCAGAAACGAAUGACUGGGACUCACUUAAACACACACGUUUGCACAUGAGCUAAAAGUCUUUCUCAUAAACUGUUAAACGUCAUCACCGGUUUUAUUUUCCUAGGGAAAAAUAUACAGUUAUUAAUAUUCAGGACCUUUAUCACAAGCUGUAAGUAAUACGGGUGCCCGUGUCUUGUCAUGCACCUGUGUGGUUCUUAAAGCAUAAAUUUGACCGACAUGCUGAUUUAAGCGAUGACCCCCCACGCGCGCCCCACUCAUCAUCCUAAACGUGCACAAAAUACUUCCAGCGUGGGUCAGACCGUCACUGUCCCGGUUCAGUAAACGACAGAACAGAAACAAAUUCAACAAAUGCUGAAUGGAUUGGCUGCAAGAGGAUUAAACUGAAUCAAAAGUGACCACAGAGCACCGAUGUGUUCAAAACCCAUUGCUAAAAUACGAAAAAAUCAAAAUACUGAAUGAAUUAAACUAAAAAAAUAAAAUAAAAAAAUAGUGUGGUCUAUUACAACCGAUGAUAAAGGGGUAUAAAUAGGUUAUUUCUAUACAAUAGCAAUAAAACAGUCUUUAAAUAACGUACAUUCAAUAUUAUUCUGCGAUGUAAUGUUUUUGCAGCACUAUUUCCAAACGAAGUUUUCGAUUAAAAUGGAAAAAAAAUGGCCUUGUGUGAUAAUAAUUAAGAAAAAGUAAAGGGAAAUAUUCGUUCUACCAUGAACUGUAUUUGCAAUUAAAUUUGCUUUCAUGCAACGUGUCUCUCGCUCAGUUAAAUAGAAAUAAAAAUAUUUGAUAAAACAGAUUAAGACCACGCUAUAAACAAGUGAAAUAACGAAACAUAAUGUUUAAUCGUGCAAUCAAAAUUACAGCGACACAAUACACCGAGUUAAACUUACGUGUUGUUGAAAAAAAUCCAAAAAGCAGGUAAAUGGUAAAGCCGCGAGGAAAACAGAGACAAAUAAAACUGGCCCUUCUACAGAAAGCACUAACGACCUUAAAGAAAUGUCCACAAAAAUCAUCAAAAAUGUUGAAAGCGCACUUGGUUCCUUAUUAGGCGAAGAUACAAUAUUUAUUCCGUGUCUCCAGGGAUGAGGCUGCUCUCUCUAUUGUCCUCCCUUUCCUCAAUGCUGAUGCUUAAUUUUCAAAACUUCUAUAUUACCAAGGGACCUACGACAUCAGCCGGAGAAAUACCCAGCAAGUACAAAAUCCGAGCCAGGGAGCGCUUUGUGCAGAGGGGAGGCAUUUCAGCCGCUUUUACCGACUGCGCGAGGCGACAUUUCAUUUUCACGCGCUAUUUUGGGGAUUUUUUUUUUCUUUCAUUCGUCCAGCAGCGCGAGGAAAUCGGGUUAUUGGAUCGCGAGAAUGUCAGCCACAUUUCCGGGACUGGUGCACGAUGCGGAGAUACGUCACGACGGAUCAAACAGCUACCGUUUGAUGCAACUCGGAUGCUUGGAAUCUGUGGCCAAUUCGUCUGUCGCUUACUCUUCGUCGUCUCCGCUUACAUACCCAGCUACCGGAACCGAAUUUGCCUCCCCGUAUUUUCCCACGAACCACCAGUACACGCCCUUACACCACCAGUCCUUCCACUACGAGUUCCAGCACAGCCACCCGGCCGUGAACCCGGACGCGUACUCGUUAAACUCUCUCCAUCACUCGCAGCAGUAUUACCAGCAGCUCCAUCACGGCGAACCGGCGGACUUCAUCAACCUUCACAACGCCCGGGCGCUCAAGUCCUCGUGCCUGGACGAACAGCGGCGGGAACUGGGCUGCCUGGACGCGUACCGUAGGCAUGACCUGUCAAUCAUGAGCCACGGCUCUCAGUACGGCAUGCACCCCGAGCAAAGACUGCUGCCCGGGGCGGGUCUGGGGCUGCCGCCACCGGGGGCCGAUGACCUACAGGGAUCUGUAGACGCGCAAUGCGGACUCGUGUUAAAUGGCCAAGGAGGAGUGAUCCGGAGAGGUGGCACGUGCGUAGUGAAUCCUACAGACCUGUUCUGCUCUGUACCAGGAAGACUUUCUCUUCUCAGCUCUACCUCAAAGUACAAAGUCACCAUCGCUGAAGUCAAACGCCGCCUGUCUCCUCCAGAGUGUCUCAAUGCCUCACUACUCGGUGGGAUAUUAAGAAGAGCCAAGUCAAAGAACGGCGGUCGCUGCCUCAGGGAGAAACUGGACAGGUUGGGACUCAAUCUCCCAGCAGGCCGCAGGAAAGCGGCGAACGUCACGCUGUUGACCUCUUUAGUGGAAGGGGAAGCGCUACAUCUGGCUCGGGACUUUGGUUACACCUGUGAGACAGAGUUUCCCACCAAAGCGGUCGGGGAGCAUCUCGCCCGCCAGCACACGGAACCAAAGGAACAGAACGCGCGCAAGAAAAUGGUGCUGGCCACCAAGCAGAUCUGUAAGGAAUUUCAGGAUUUGUUAAGUCAAGAUCGAUCUCCACUCGGUUCUUCUAGACCAACACCUAUUCUGGACUUGGACAUUCAGAGACAUCUAACACACUUCAGUCUAAUCACGCAUGGAUUUGGUACGCCGGCGAUUUGUGCGGCUCUUAGCACCUUUCAAACGAUCCUCAGCGAAAUGCUUAAUUACCUGGAGAAACACUCAGCCAAUAAGAGCGCAGGAACGCCAGACACCAGCCAGAUCAACUCCAACUCGGACAAAACACUGCGCAAAACCACCGAAGCACCGAUGAAGGACGGUAAAAUCGAGAAAACAGAAUGACUCUGACGCAAGAGUGGCCGCUUUCCCAGUUCCUGAUCUGAGCCCUGAUGGGCGGGCCUUGUUCAGGGCGUGGCUACUUGGGGCGGGGUUACAGGGUUUUUAUUCCAUAUUCUUUUAUUUAUAUAACUGGCAUAACUUCUUAUGACCUCAGCUUUGCCUGUAUGUACAAACCAGUCACGUCAUUCUCACUGCCCAAUACUUUGCAAAACAAACCAUUUUCAUUAUUUUAUAAGUUAUUGAAGAAGUUAUUUUGCUUAAAGUUUGUCUGUAUGUAAUUAGUUUAAAUAACGAUUUUAAAGAUGCAAUAUCUUUUAUUAAAAGACUCACAUUCCAUUUCUGCCAAGACCUAAUUUGAGGUCAGUUUGAGACUGUAAAUUAUGACAGGUAACUUUCCCUGUUGCAGUUAGUUACUGUAUAUUGUGCAUGUUAAACUUUGUACACCAUCUGAAACGGACAUUCCCCACUGUUGUUCCAGAACACAAACUCUUGACUGCAUUUGUAAAAAAGUUAUAUAUAAAUAUAUAAAUUCAAUCUUUUCUUGUAGGCUUUGAACUACAUAUAUGAAAUAACCCUACAUGCAAACUACUGGUGUUCAAUAAAGCAUAUUGCUCAAAGUCUUAUAUUAACUCACCUGACUGGAAUUGAAUUCAUGUGCUUCUUCUUGAAUACAAAUCAUAAUUGAUGUGCAUUUGCAAUGCCACACUUCUGGAUUUGACACAGACAACACCUUAUUGAUUAAUCA